This is a messenger RNA of Dissoconium aciculare CBS 342.82, 3710 nucleotides long. Its product is annotated as putative ABC transporter. The record is from RefSeq and is a predicted model, not a curated record. Lineage: Eukaryota; Fungi; Ascomycota; Dothideomycetes; Mycosphaerellales; Dissoconiaceae. Gene Ontology annotation, molecular function: ABC-type transporter activity; ATP hydrolysis activity; ATP binding. Gene Ontology annotation, cellular component: membrane. Bases 339 to 3653 code for a protein of 1104 amino acids. The transcript is spliced from 2 exons.
GCUAUCUCCAGCGUGACUAUCGGCGUGUGUCAGCUGGCGGGCACAGAGAGCUCGCGUCUUCCACGGGUAGUGGCUGGUACGUGAAGCCGGUACACUCAGGUGCUCAGAAUCGCCAUCCUCAUCACCAUAGCUCGUCUCUCUCCAUCUUCGUUAUUCAUACUCGGUUGAGAUCUGAGACAAGCGACCUUCGGAUUUCGUCUUCCGGUCUCCGUCUCCGCUUCAGCUGUGGUCAUCUCUGUCUCGCUCGCUCCCUCAUGAGCUUCUGAACUUGGCGCAUGAGUUGAUUCCGAUCCAACUCAGCCAGCUUGCUGCCCGAUUAGAUCGAUAGUCAUACUAAUAUGAUGCUCGCUAGCACACUUGUGCUGCCACUGGCGGCACUGUUGUCCAUGACAGGAACCACAUUUGCUGCACACCAGACGAACCAAUACUACACAACGAAUGACGCCUUACUGCAACAGAAUCCCUUCCUGACCUUCAACGAUCGCCCGGCCGACUGUCCACCUUGCUUCAACUGCAAUCUCGGCGACUUCGUAUGUCAUCAAUUCGCCAACUGCACACAAAGCAGCGGCAAAUGUGCUUGUCUAGCAGGCUUCGGAGGAGAAGAUUGCAGCGAACCACUCUGUGGCUCUCUUGCAGGUGGCAAGGAUCGGCCGCUCCGCAAUAAAGAUGCGCCCUGCGACUGUGAGGAAGGAUGGGAGGGGAUAAACUGCAAUGUGUGCAAGACGGACGAUGCAUGCGCGGCUCUUAUGCCAGGCGAUCAUUCGGGAGGCGUCUGUUUUCGCGAGGGUGUCGUGGUCAAGGAAAAUUACCAAAUUUGCGAUAUCACAAACCGCAAAAUCAUCGAUCAAUUAAAGGAUCAAAAGCCACAGGCGACCUUUGGUUGCAAUGCAGAAAGAGCCGAGUGUAAUUUCCAAUUUUGGGUGGACCAAAGGGAAAGCUUCUAUUGCGCGCUGGAUCACUGCGAAUGGGGUUUCGAAGCUACGGAGACACAGAACAAGACAAAGUACCACUGCGGAGAAGUCAAGUGUCGGUGUAUCCCAGGCCGCAUGCUCUGCGGUGCCGAUGGAAGCAUCGACAUCAGUGAAUUCUUGACAGAAGAGAUCAAAGGCCCAGCCGAUUUCACCAGCAUCAAGACUGCUGGCGGAUCUAAAGACGAUGGCAGCAUCUUCUCGGAACCCGCGAUGAAUGACCUUAUUUCAAGCGUCUUCGGUGACCGGAGCAUCUUUCUGUCAUGUCAUAGCGGCGAAUGCCUUUACAAGACCGAAGUCCCUGGCUAUGAGCGACCCGUCAAGACCAUCAACACACCACUAAUCGCCGCUGUCAUUGCAGGAUGUGCACUGUUCGUUGUCGGAGUGAUCCUGGCAAUUUACUUCAUUGCUCGACGCAAUGCGAAGAAUAAGUGGGGGCCGAUCCAUCUAAGUGAUGACGAAGAGGAAGAAAGCGCAAGACUACUGGCAGACCACAAACCCGCAGCGCUAUUCUUCGAAAACAUAGCGUACAGUCUCAAAGGAAAGCAAAUCUUGUCCAACAUCUCUGGCUCUGUGCACCCUGGCGAGAUCUUGGCCAUUAUGGGAGCAUCUGGCGCUGGCAAAACGUCGUUCCUUGACAUCCUUGCGCGGAAGAAGAAGCGCGGAGCUGUCACAGGAAGCUUUUGGCUCAAUGGUGAAAAGGUGUCCGAUGCCGACUUCCGCAGUGUGACCGGAUUCGUGGAUCAAGAUGACACUAUGCUGCCGACCUUGACCGUCCACGAGACGAUCCUAGACUCUGCCCUUCUUCGGCUGCCGAAGCAAAUGAGUCAAGCAGCCAAGGAGCAGAAGGUCGAGGAUGUAGAACGACAACUGGGCAUCUAUCAUAUCCGCCACCAGAUCAUUGGCUCAGAAGAGGGCAACGGUCGAGGCAUCUCCGGCGGUGAAAAACGUCGUGUCGGAAUCGCCUGUGAGCUCGUCACAAGCCCAAGUAUUCUUUUCUUGGACGAGCCGACGUCAGGCCUCGAUGCUUUCAAUGCCUACAACGUUGUGGAAUGCCUUGUAACAUUGGCCAAGACCUACAACAGAACCGUCGUAUUCACCAUUCACCAACCUCGUUCAAACAUUGUUGCGCUCUUCGAUCAACUUAUCCUGCUUGCUCAGGGACGGACAGUGUACAGCGGACCGUUCAAAGACUGCCAGAACUAUUUCGAUAACAUCGGUUACUCGUGUCCACCUGGGUUUAACAUUGCCGAUUAUCUGGUUGAUCUGACGAUGCACGCGAGCGCGAACUCGGACGAAUUGGGCUAUGAUGACACUGGCCUGCUGGGAUCCGAUAUCGACGGACAAGCAACUCGCGCGAGUAGUACCAUUGCUGUCAAGAGCAUUCCAAGCAUCAGUAAUGUCAGUAUGGAAGGAUCUAUAGGCUCGACUGCGGGCGACAGCUCCCACAAGCCUCGAAACACAAGAAAGACCAGCAUUAGACAGCAGCAGGAAAGACAACUCUUCACGCGGCGACCGACCCAAGACAAUGGAACGGCAAGCAUUCGUAGCGAAGGCGAUAGUCUCUACGAACGUGAUACCCUCGAGAAUCGUAGACAAUGGCUGAAGCUCUCCAAGCAGCAAGGUCAGCCGUCUGCUCAGAUCGUCGACGAUUCUCAUAACCUGCCCCCUUCUGCAGACGGUACGGACGCCCUGAGUACCCUAGUAUCCGCUUAUCUUGGCUCCGAUGUUGCCUUGAGUCUUCAUGCCAGCAUCCGUCAUGCUAUUAGCACUGCGUCGGAGAGCAAUGGACAUGCGAAUGGCGCACCAAACGGAUCUAUCACUGCCAGAGUAAGAGGGUAUCAAAAGCCUGGUAUCGCACGACAGUUCUACAUCCUUUCUGUCCGAACAUGGCGAAACCUCUACCGCAACCCUCAGCUCAUGCUCACCCACUACGCCAUUGCCAUUGUUCUGGCGGUGUUCCUCGGAUUCUGCUUCUACGGUAUGACUGAUGAGCUCAGCGGAUUCCAGAAUCGUCUCGGAUUCUUCUUCUUCCUUCUCUCGCUCUUUGGCUUCAGCACAUUGACGUCCUUGACUGUCUUUGCACCUGAACGUCUCCUAUUUGUCCGUGAACGCGCCAAAGGCUACUAUGCACCUAUCUCAUACUUCCUUUCGAAAAUUAUUUUCGAUAUCGUGCCCUUGCGCAUCAUUGCGCCGACGAUCAUGGGAUGUAUCGUCUACCCGAUGACGGGCCUCCUGGCGAGCUGGCCGGAAUUCUUCAAGUUCCUGCUGUUCAUUGUGCUUUUCAACCUCGCCGCGGCUUUGAUCUUGCUCUUCAUUGGCAUCUGUGUCAAGAACCAGGGCGUGGCAAACUUGCUUGGUGUUUUGGUCAUGCUGUUCAGCCUGCUCUUUGGAGGAUUCUUGCUCAACCAUGAGACCAUUCCAGGCCCGGUCAGGUGGUUGCAAUACCUCUCGAUCUAUCACUACGGCUUCGAAGGCCUCGCUGUCAACGAGGUCCGCUAUCUGUCUCUGCACGAUCAUAAGUAUGGUCUCGAUAUCGAAGUGCCGGGAUCUGCCAUUCUAUCCAGCUUUGGGUUCAAUGUGCUUGCAUUGUGGCAGGACGUCAUUGGUCUGGCGAUCGUUUCGGGAGUCUUCCUUGUUCUUGGUUAUGCUGCCAUUCACAUCUUGUUGAUCGAGAAGAGGUAGAGCGCUCGAUGCAUCGAUUACAAGUAAUUUCUAUAGAAUCUAAAGAUUUACCUACAC